GGCCCAUCUAAAACUUCCCCAUUCUGAACUUCCCUCUUACAUCACCGUUUGACUUCUGCCAUCCCACCUCACCGAACUUGAGAUACGCCCGAUUUCCCAUCUCUUUAACGCCCCACACAGACACAAACACCAUGAACAACUUUGGCGUCAUCGAAGUCGCCAGUCAAAAGACGAAAAACGCCCCAGGAUGGGCGUACGUCCCAGAUACCGGCCUUACGCCCGCCGCGGCCGCCGCGCUACAACCUCUCAACCGAAAACGUGCAGCGCGAGAUAAGGCUAAUGUCGGCGCUCCCGAUCUUACUGCCAGACAGGAUGCGAAGAUCCGGAAAGAUCUCGAGGCGCUGGACAGAGAUUCACAUAGGGAUGCGCAGAUUCCUAUACCGCCCAAGGCGGGUGGCACAAGAGCUCAAAACAAACACACACCGAACGUGCGCAAGAUUCUACAAUCACAAAAGACCUUCGCGAACCACUUGGACGAUUACCAAGCGUUCCUGGCGCUGGCCGAGAGCAAUCCCCAGCUCGCAGCCCAAGUAAACAAACCAACACCGACAACAACAGCGAGGAACUCGCCCGCUCCAUCAACCAUCACCACCGCAAGUACAAACAAACGUUCCUCAGCCGCUUCCAAGAGGGCGGCGGCGACGGCGGCAGCGGCAGCAGCAGCAAAAGAAGAGAAGGGCGGAUCCAACAAAAAGUCCAAGACCCAACCACAAUCGAAACCCGCCGAUGACGAUGACGAUGUAGAGAUGAUCGACGCCCCCGACACCGCCCUCCCAUCCCCAAACAUAGCAGAAGCCACCACCGGCCCCGAUUCCUCAGAGCCACUCCCACCACGCCCCUCUGCCUCAACAUCCCUCGAUCCCACAACAACAGCGACAACCACAACAGAACCAGAGCCAACAAAACCCCAAUCCUACCCACCAGACGGCACCAUCCUCCCCCCCUACAACCGACCUCCACCCACUCCCCACCCAGGCGACGACGACCCCUUGUUGAUCUCGCGCGUCCCUCCCUUUCCCACGGACGAGGAGCUGCGGGCGCUGAUGACGGCUCCGCCGCUGAGUUACCUCGAGGCGCGGGCGCAGUGGACCGAGGAGGAGGAGGGCAGAUACCCGGUUCGCAGGUUUUGCGAGGUGUGUGGGUAUUGGGGACGGGUGAAGUGCAUUAAGUGCGGGGCGAGGGUUUGUGCUUUGGAGUGUCUGGAGGCGCAUAGGGAGGAGUGUUUGGUUCGGUAUGGGUUGUAGUGGAGGGUUUGAGGGGGGGUUACUUGUCAGGGCUUGAAUUCAUUGCCUGUCUGACCUUUCAGAAGGUAGCAGGCAAAAAUAGGAGGCGCUUCGAGACCUGGCGAGUAGGUUAGGGGGGAUGUGGGAAGGAUUGGGAGGUUGAUUUUUGGUUAGUACAGUAUGAUACCCCAAUUUG
Messenger RNA from Neurospora tetraspora, 1419 nucleotides. RefSeq lists its product as uncharacterized. The coding region runs from base 132 to 1244 and encodes 370 amino acids. Gene Ontology annotation, cellular component: Swr1 complex. Gene Ontology annotation, molecular function: nucleosome binding. Lineage: Eukaryota; Fungi; Ascomycota; Sordariomycetes; Sordariales; Sordariaceae. Gene Ontology annotation, biological process: chromatin remodeling. The record is from RefSeq and is a predicted model, not a curated record. The transcript has 2 exons.